AUGGCACAGGAUGUGCGCGAUCCCCAACAGCAGCCUCUGAGACUUGAGCAUGCCUUGGACGUCGGUAUCACAGAGAAAUCCCCACAGUCAAUAGAACCGCCAACCCGUCUUACAAACGGACUUAAGAGAGACAAGCGCUCCGAAGACCCUCCGCGCAAUGGCACAUCAGUUGCGUCGGCUGGUGCCUCGCAAGCUAUAGAAAAAGCCAUCGCUGAUAUUGGUGGCAAUAGUUUAGAACUGGGGAACAAAUUGCGCACAUUACCUGCAUGGAUUCGAUCUUAUGAAACUGCAAAUGAUGAAGCCGAGGCGUCGGCUACAGCAAGACUCCUACCUCCACAACCCGAUGAUGCCCUCGUUGCUCAACAUAACCACUCCCCUUAUGCGACCACGAGACCAGACUAUACCGGAGAGCAAGGCCUUGACGAAGAGCCUGGCUUAGGUCCACGUCGCGAAUCCCGGUGGAAGUCUUUCUCGAAGGCAGUUGCCUAUCCCCUAGAGUCUGGCGUUGAAGAGAAGCUGGUAACACCUGAAUGGCUGAAUCAGAACCAUACGGACUUCUCGCAGCCAUGGCGGGGGCAACUGGAGCCGAGUGAAGAUACCGAGGAUCCGCUAAAAAUGAAGCGACGCAGACAGAUCUGGUUCAAGCGCUUCCACAGCACUUUGUUGAAGAGCCCUAUAGUACCUGUGAUCUUUCGGCUCACCGUCUGGUGCUUCUCUCUUACUGCCCUUGCCCUUGGAGGGUCUAUACAGCAUCUCUCGGACAAGUACCAACACCCCCAAGGCCCGUCCGCCUUGAUGGCUAUUAUCGUGGAUGCGGUCGCGCUCGUCUAUCUGGUCUACAUCACAUGGGACGAAUACACGGCCAAACCACUGGGGCUACGCUCUCCGGCUGCAAAGGCCCGACUGAUUCUCCUGGAUAUAUUUUUUAUAGUGUUCGACUCAGCGAACCUAAGUAUAGCAUUUGAAUCAUUAUCCACGGUCAGUGGCGCGUGUAAGCUGGCAGAGAUCAAUCAGCAGAUUUCCGAGAAGAAUGAUGCGAUAUGCGACAGGCAAAUAGCACUUGCCUGUGUUCUGCUGGUUGCUCUGUUGGCUUGGCUCAUGACAUUUUCAAUAAGUGUUCUUAGACUCGUUGAGCGGGUUGCCCAGUGA
Aspergillus lentulus is the source of this 1149-nucleotide messenger RNA. RefSeq names its product phospholipase D regulator. NCBI's taxonomy places the organism in Eukaryota, Fungi, Ascomycota, Eurotiomycetes, Eurotiales, Aspergillaceae. The record is from RefSeq and is a predicted model, not a curated record. Gene Ontology annotation, cellular component: cell periphery; fungal-type vacuole. Gene Ontology annotation, biological process: positive regulation of catalytic activity.